Molecule: messenger RNA, 739 nt
Organism: Hyla sarda
Lineage: Eukaryota; Metazoa; Chordata; Amphibia; Anura; Hylidae
Product: speedy protein 1-B-like
Exons: 3
Coding region: 203-664 (153 amino acids)
Biological process (GO): positive regulation of cyclin-dependent protein serine/threonine kinase activity
Molecular function (GO): protein kinase binding
Source: RefSeq, a predicted model, not a curated record
CAUCCAGCUAUUUCUAGGCAGGGACAGCUGCUAUAAGAUCGCGGACAAGGUAGUAUAUAAAGGGAAAGAAUAGAUGUUGUACGGAUAGAAGUAAAUACAGGGAUAUACUGGAGACAUACAGGUACUGUAUAAUAGAAUGUAUUUAGAUAAGAAAUGUAUUACCAGCCUCUAACUCUUCUCUUCCCUCUAGUAUCUACUGGCCAUGGUCCUCAUCUACUUCCGAAGAGCCAACCUGCGUACGGAGGAAUAUAACACCUACUUCUUUCCAGCGCUCUUUCUUGCCAACCAGUUUGAAGAGGAUGAGAUGUUUCGACGCGAGAUCUACCCCUGGGCCCUCGGACCGAUGUGGACGGCGAUAAAGACCUGGAUGCUACACCUGCGGAACCUGCUGCUCCUCCGGAUGAGAUUCCACGCUUGGGUGACCAGAGACACCUGUGAUCGGAUCAUGGCACAAGACCCCGAGUACUGGGCAUGGAAGAGAGAGCGGAAGGAACAUCACGGCUGGGCCAUACGCUGGUACCUGAGGGAUCCUGGAGAAUACAUCCCGAGAGGCCCAUGGUGGAUCCCUCCCGCCUGCUCCAUCUGUAUCACCGAUCUGCAGCCUUGUGCCGGGGAAGAGAACACCAAGCGAAGAAGGACGAAGAAAGAAGAACAGAACGGAUGAAGACCAAGCCGCCCCAGAUGUAUUCUUAAGGGCACGUUCCCACUUGGCAUAUAUGUGUAUUUGACGCUGAACAAA